UCCGGUUUCAGUGGAAAAUGUACGAAAAUUCCCUUUUUUGAUCCAGUUGGAAAUGAGAAAAAGAUCAGAAGAUCAGAAGAUCAAAUCUUUUUGUUCGGGAAAAUUACAAAAGCUUUUUUUUUUUUAAUUUCCCAUGGAUUAUAGCCAGUGGCAACAGACGCCGGCGCCGGCGAUGCAGCCGGCGGAAAUGAAUCAGUCCGCAUUUGAUGCGAAUAACGCUUCUUAUUAUGCUUACUACGCGCCAGCUCUUAAUCCAAACCCUGAUUUCACCUCCGAAUCCUCAGCUAUUGCGAUUCCACCACCGCCUGGAGUAGUUGAUGCUUACUCCUCCUCAGCUGCGACUGCGACGGCGUCGUAUGUGACGGUGGAUACGACGCCGUAUCACACAUUGGAUACGAAUGCUCAGAGCUUGGCUUGGCGAGAGGCUGUUCGUAUAUAUGGCACCGAUCCUCUUGCGGUUACAGGAGCUGGGGCCAUAGAGCAGCCUCAUAGCAUAUACCCGGGCUUCUCUUGUCCAAGCCACAUAGUUCAAGCUCAACUUCCUGGAUUUGUCUCGCCGAAGAAACAGUCAAAGAAGGCGAGGUUGUUCGAUCUGCUUACUGUGAAGUUUGUAAGGUUGACUGUAACGGUCCGAGUGUAUUCGAGCAACACAAGUUGGGGAAGAAACACUUGAAGAACUUGGAGAAGUUAAAAACAUGCUUACCCGUACAGUCUAACACAGGCUCUUCUUCUUUGGCCGGACUAACCAUUGCAGUCCCGUUGAUAGGACCACAAGAAAAUCCGUGUAAAAGCAAGGCCAGGAAGAACGUGAAGAAAAGAGCGGAAUCAACAGAAGAUCUAGAAUCAAAGAGACGGAAAGUCAUGGAAUGUGGGGCAACAAAUGAGUCAAUUAGAUUGUGUAGAAUAUGCAACGUUGUUUGUAAUAGCGACAAGGUUUACAACGAUCAUUU
Molecule: messenger RNA, 950 nt
Organism: Eutrema salsugineum
Lineage: Eukaryota; Viridiplantae; Streptophyta; Magnoliopsida; Brassicales; Brassicaceae
Exons: 2
Coding region: 134-673 (179 amino acids)
Source: RefSeq, a predicted model, not a curated record